Molecule: messenger RNA, 6287 nt
Organism: Pseudopodoces humilis (Tibetan ground-tit)
Lineage: Eukaryota; Metazoa; Chordata; Aves; Passeriformes; Paridae
Gene: ZC2HC1A
Product: zinc finger C2HC-type containing 1A
Source: RefSeq, a predicted model, not a curated record
GUUGCCACAGCAGCGGCGGUCGGAAACCGAGCCCAGCCCGAGCCGGCGGUCGGGGCGCGCCAUGGAGGGGCUGGAAGGUGAGAUUACAGUGCAAACUGGAGAUCUGUUGCCAUGUAAGAUUUGUGGAAGAACUUUCUUUCCAGCAGCGCUGAAAAAACAUGGACCCAUUUGCCAAAAAACUUCUGCCAAGAAAAGGAAGACAUUCGAUUCCAGCCGACAGAGAGCAGAAGGAACUGACAUUCCCACAGUAAAACCUCUUAAGCCACGGCCAGAACCACCCAAAAAACCUUCUAACUGGAGACGAAAGCAUGAGGAAUUUAUAGCAACUAUACGAGCAGCCAAAGGACUGAAUCUUAAAGACGGUGGAAAACUCCCUCCACCACCUCCACCAUCAUAUGACCCUGAUUACAUUCAGUGUCCAUACUGUCAGAGGAGAUUUAAUGAAAAUGCAGCUGACAGACACAUCAAUUUCUGUAAGGAGCAAGCUGCACGUAUUACUAAUAAGGGGAAAUUGGCAGCUGAUACCAAAGGGAAGCUUCCUACUCGAACACAGUACAAACCUGCUCCAGUUAAGAAGAUGCCUUCUGUAGGAUCAACACCAUCACCAUCAUCACGCUUACCACAGCCAAGUGGUGUCAGCAAAACUGUUGUAGGUGCCUCUUCAGGUAAAGCACUGUCUUCGUCUGGAUCCAGUGGGAGCAAAAUUCAGACAUUAUCACCAGCUCAUAAAAACUCUCUGGGAACAGUGAACCCACAAACAGGAAGUGCAACAAAAACCCGGACAUCAACCCCUCCUAGUGUGGCAAGAGCCAUGAGCACGGGUGCUUUAACAAACAGAAGAAAAACCAGCAAUUCAGAUAUUUGCUUAAGGUCUGAUGGGAAAACUGGGUGUGACAGUGGAGACAGCCCAUCCUCAGUCAAUGGAGGAAGUGCAAAAAGCAGUGAAGGCAUUUCACCUGUACAGUUAUCCAAGUUCUGCCAUGAAUGUGGAACAAAGUAUCCAGUGGAAUGGGCGAAGUUCUGCUGUGAGUGUGGAAUUCGAAGAAUGGUUGUGUGAACACAUUCUUUAAAGCAGAAAGAAAACAAGAAAUUGGAACAUCUGCUAUGUACUGUUGCAUGGAAAGCUUGAGCACUCCAUCCAGUAAGACUUCAUGCUGCAAAGAUCGAAACAUCAUUUUGUAAUUUUCUGAGUGCAAUCUUCUGGUUACACAGUUAUUUAUAAACAAUGAUAUAUACUGUAUAUAAAAAUAGCAGCUACCUAAAAACUGUGCCAUUCAAGGAAAUACUCUUUACUCUUUGUUGAAAAUAUUUAAAAUUAUGGUAAAAAUGCAUUAAGUAACCUAGGUAGCAGAAGAGGUUCAAUGUAAUUUUUUUUUUUGUAAAUUCUACUAGGCAAAGGAUUUUUUAAAUCUCUUAUGUAGAGUAAUGCUUACCUAUAGGGAACUAGCCAUGAACAACUUGGGCUUCAAAAGUUUCUCCGUGGAGGCAUUUCCUUCAUCUGUGACAAUAACUUAGAUGCUGUGUUCAGCAUGAGACAACAUGAGCAACUCCUUAUAAAUUCCUAGGAAAAAAAUGUAAAAAGUUUGGAUCUCUAAACUCUCUAACAGUAAUAUGCUAAUUGGACUUUCCAGUUGCUUCCUAGAAAUUUUUAAAGAAUCUAAGUGGAAAGACUACCUGAGAAUUCUCUUUGCAUCUAAGAAGAAAGGCUAGAUUUUCUUUUUGUGGCUUUCCAUGUUCUGUUUUUCAGUAAAAACAUGUUAAUACUUUUAUGUAUUUAUAAGGACAAAUAUGAUAUUAAUUCUAUUAUUAUUCAUUUUAUUAAGUUCCUUUUGUUUCAGAAUACUUGUCUUCCUCCUCCUGUGCUCCACCACAACUAGCAUAUCUAAAGCUGUUGUGCUUUGUCCUAUAUCUGAAGGUCCUCAUUUCCUCGAGGAAAUUCAAAGUCCAUACUUUUCCUACCUAAAUGUUGAACUCUUAUUGUGAAAACAGCCUUCUUGAUGUAUCCAAUACCAAAAAAAAAAAAAAUAGUUCUAUAAAAAUGAAUGCUAUUAGAGCAAUAGAACUUGAUGUAAGUAGUGAGUCUUUUUUUAUUCUCAUUCCUGUGAAAAUAGCAUAUGAAUGCAUAGGGGAGUAACUGUGCUUCUGUGCUUCACUGGUAUUUGUGUCAAUACCUGACUUUAUUUUUUUUAAUUUUGAUCUCAUAACAGUCUUUUCAAGUUAGUCAUAGACAUCACAUUAAUCCAUUGGGAAGAAGGGAGAGACUCAAAGUUGUGUUGGGUAUUUUACUAAUUACACAGUAAGUUAGUAAAUUACACAUUUGCUAAUAAAACUACUCACAAGCCAAAUCACUUAACUUGUAUCUUAAUGUAGUAAUUUAUUUUGUGAAGUCUUGCUUUGAAGUGCUUGCACCAUCUUUGUUAUGCGUGGCAGAACAAUCUGAAAUAACUUAUCUGUGCCUUUCCCACAGUAAAUACAUUUUUUGUCAGAAACUGGUACUUUCAGCUCACAAACUUCAUGAGUUUCAAUUAAUUUAAUUUCUUUACAACUUAUACAAAAUAUAAUGUCGUGUUCCCUGAUAGUAUUAUGGUUGUUGCUUGCAUUCUCAAAAACUGUGAUUAUCAAUCAGGAAAAUUUGGAAGAAAGUGUGAUUGAAGAAAAGCAUCUUCAAAGUAGAUACCAGUCUAAGAGAAUGAGUGAUUUAAGAGACCUGAUGUAGUUAUAUUGCAGGCCACAAGCUGUUGAUGUUUUAAAAUUCAGUUUAAAUAAAGUUCAGUGAAUGUCUUGCACUACUUUUAAAUUAUUUUUUUUUAGAAAUUAUUCUUCAUUCAGUGUAGUCUUUUCAUAACUGGUAUAAACUGGCUACUGAGCAUGAUAGGAUGGAUGACUCUUAAUGACACAGCUGACAAAUCCUAGCCAGUUUAUUUUCUAGGAAUUUAGAUUCUAGGAUCCGUAUUACUAUUCACAUUCGUGUCUAUAUUUGGAAAAACUGGAAUUCUGCAUUCUUUCCAUGGAUAAGCCUGCUUUGGAAAACUUGCCCUGGACUUGGGCCAUGGAGGUCUGCAGACUGAAGUAUUGUGAGCUGAGAGUCCAUCAGCAAAGAUACCAGUCCAGAAUAGGUUUGAUCAGAUAGUGAAUCCUCUUACCUGAUGAAUUUGCAGUUGUUUCUGCUAGAAAAUUCAUUUUUCCACUUAUUAAAAAUGCUUUCUACAAAGGGAAUGUUUAGUAUGACACUAAAUGCCUUUCAGGUUUUCCGGAGUUAUUGUAACUGUGGGAAAAAACAUGUUGACUCUUUCUCCUUUAAAUUUUAAGUGGCAGAUUUCCUAAUUUCAAAUUAAUACUCAUACAGCUACUGUAUUUUUCUGCUUUGUGAGCUGUUUAUGAGAUUCUUUGCUUUCAAUGCAGCAUUAAGUAAAUUACUUGAGUAGCACAUCAUUUGUUUCAUUUACACUCGUGAUUUUAUCAUGAGGAUUAGAUAGGGAAUUAACCUGAACAGAAGGAAAGGUUUUUAAAACUUAUCUUUUAAUUUGGCCCUACAAAGAAGGUCUGUGAAACUUAAGUGACUGUUGAUAGUAACACUGGGUAAUGUGUGUGUGUUGUAAUCUACAGUAAAUAUAAGCAGGCAGUGAAAUGCUUUAACUGUGUAGUUUGGUGCUAUAUGCUAACUUAUGAAAGGCCCAGUGUGUGUUGUGUUUAUCAACUGGUUUUGUUACUGAAUGACAUAGGUUUCUGAAGUGUGUGAUGUUACAGACCCUAGCCUGUGUUACUCAAGGUAUCAGCACUGAUCAUUGUAAUUCCAUCUCUGUGAAUGUUUGUACAAAACUGGAUUGGUUGCUGUAACAUUCCUGAAGAACUGAAUGUGGAAAACCAAUUUGUUAAAUUUAAAGAAAAAAAAAAUUCAGGGAAUUGGACUGAAUUUUCAAUCCUUAGUAUAUUACAUGUGUCAAGAAGUUUCCAGAUUUAAUUUAUUGAUGAUCUACAUCCAAACCCUCUUGCCCUAGUCUCCACGCCCUUAUGGUUUUAAUGGGAGGAAGAAACAUGAACUAUGCACUGUCUGUUUAUAGCGAAAUUUAGUGAUGCAAUUGUUGUGAUUAUUUCUAUACCAAUGUAUAAUCCUACAACAGAUUUACUGUCUGCCAUUCCAUCUUCCUAAUGUUCUUACUAAGGUUCUUCUAUUCAUUAAAAAAUAGGGGGAAAAGAAAAGGUGAAAGGUAAAAUUACAUUUAAAGAAGCAAGGCUGGUUUUGAUGUUUGGCCUGAGGAAGUUUGCAUUCCCAUUCUACUUUUGUGAUUUUCUCUUAUACAAAGGACCUCUCUGUGCCAGGAAGUGCAGGAUUAUCGGAGCUAUGCUGAUAGAAGUGCAAUGGAGUUAUGAAAAAUGCUAGCUUCAAUAGUCAAAACAGCAUACCAUAAAGCUUAAUCUCUGUAUGAUGUACCUUACACAGGUUUGUAUUUAUGCAUGAUGCCUACACCCUAGGUAGUUUCAGAACUGGAAUCUCUAAAUAUAUAGUAAUUAAAAUAUGUGUUUAUAUGGAUAAUUAGUCCUACACAACACUGCAGGGAGGUGGGCACAGGGAGGUGCUUCACCCCCAUUUGAGGUUGUAACUGAAAUGAACAUACAGGCAGAAUUUUUCAAAUUUGCCAAAGAGACUCAAAGAGCCCUUGAACUCCCUGGAGGGAGUGGGAAAGCUCCACCUGAGAGUUCCCUGGUUGGGAGGAUGUCGGGUGGGGGGAGCUCUCCAUGGUGCUCUGGUGCUGAGCUGCAGUGCUGGGGCAGCGCCUGCUGCAGUGCAGCCACGCAUCCUGCGCCUUCACAGGGUGGGAACUGCAGAUUGUGUUGUAACACCUGACCCAGUCUGUAUGCAGCAUGGAAGUUCUCUGUCAUCUGCAAGGGACUAGCUCCUUAUUUCACCAUCACAGCUGAGAGCUGGUGCCUGAAAUGCAGGGAGAGUGUUUCCAUAUUGCCUGCUUACUGAGUCAGUGGAAGGAGGUAUGACUGCAGUGCUUUAAAUAAACAAGAUAUGUCCACACUGAUGUAGACUGUAAAUAGUCUGCAUAUAAAAUUAAAUGGUAUUAUCUGUGUAUUACAAAGGUCACAAGAAGAGCUAGUUUCCAUCACAUCAACUUUGUAUAUCUGCAAAGAACAAACCUGUUAUGAGUGUUUUUAAUCUUGGCUGAAAAAUUUGUGUUUAGUAAGAGCACUUUUUUCAAUUUUAUUUCUAUCCGGUUUGACUAAGCUAUGAAUAGUUAUAUGGGUUGUAUGAGAAGGUAGAAUUUUCAUCUUGGUAAAAUUUGUUUUAGUGGCUCUGGUGAAAAAAGUUUUAUUGCCUUUCAAGUACAGUUUAUUCCAACUCGUGAUUGUUUUGUUGCUGGUUGGUUUGGUUGGUUUUUUUCCAACUUGCUAAGUAAGGUUUGAGUGACCUAAUUGUGUUGUGUUGUUGGAAGAAUUGUUAGGUAAAGGACUCCAUUAGCUGAAUUCAGUAGUUACUUGGUUAAUAUUUUGUUCUAGUAUUCACAGUAUAUAAGAGAUUACUCUUGCAUACUAGUUCAUAUAUUGUUUUGUUUUGUGUUUGGUUUUUUGGUGUUAUGUCAGUUCAGAAUAAUACACGUUUCUGGAGGAUCCUAUUUAGUCCCAUUCCACUUCAUCUUGCCAGAAAACACCUUCUGCAUAUUUUCUCUUAAUAAGUGUUUGUUCUUUACAAAAAUAAUCAGUAGGGAAAAUAUAUUUCCCCAAUUUGAACAUUUGAGUCAGCAAAUCAAAUACUCAGUUUAAUAUAGCUGAGUAUCUAAACAGUUCUAUACAGAAGUGCAUGGUUUACCAUAGUUCUGUAUUUCAGUUUGGCUUUCUGGCAGAACCAUGAAUGGAUUUGGGUGGGAUCUGUAAAUUGCUGAGUACACUACAACUGUUACAAAGCCUACUUCAUAUGAUUGCUCUAACUUUUGGUGUUCAUCAUUCAUUUGACACUUAAUAUGUUUCUCUUUGUAAGUUUAUUUAUUAAUGUUCUGUGUUUUUAAAUGGUGUGUUCAUUCAUGUGUUGGAGAUGAUUAAUUAUUUCAGCAUUGCAUUUAUUAUGUUUGCCUUGCCCCUUAGUACAUGAAAUAUUUGUGACCAUCCAGUGAGGUUUUUUUGCCACAAUUCCUCGGUUUGUUUGCCUCUUAUUUUGUAUAUUAUGUUUAUUUUAAAGUUGAAGUUCUGUUUUAAUUAAUAACUGUAAAUCACCACCUAAUGCUGAUUUGCCACUUGUUAACAAUAAAGCAAAUAUGCCAAUAAAACUUCUUGUGAUGCGCAAA